GCGCAGAGAGGCACGGAGACGCGACAGAGCGCAUCAAGGCGACCUCGUCUCGCAUCAACUCAAUAAAACAAGUUGGAAAAACAGGGAAACGCGGGAGAAAAACUACAUCCACCACAGCUGUAAGACAUCGGAAGAGGUAUUUUCUGCACGGACAUAAAAUGAAAGGGUUACCUGACUGCAUUUGGGAUUUGGAGUCUUGUAUUGCACCACUGCGACUUUGACACAAUAGUUGCGCAGUCUCACUAGGAGUUGUCUGUUUGGGGAGGAAUUUCAGGCAACACGAAACCAAACUCCAGUCGGACCUCUAGGAACAGCGACAAGAAAGACACACACUACCGCCACCAUGGACAAUGAACAGUGCUACUACAAUGAGACCAUCGCCUUCUUCUACAACCGCAGCGGCAAGUACCUCGCCACCGACUGGGACACAGUCAGCAAGCUGGUGAUGGGCUUGGGCAUCACCGUGUGCAUCUUUAUCAUGCUCGCCAACCUCCUGGUGAUGAUCGCCAUCUACGUCAACAGGAGAUUCCACUUCCCUAUCUACUACCUGAUGGCCAACCUGGCGGCUGCGGAUUUCUUCGCCGGACUGGCCUACUUCUACCUGAUGUUCAACACAGGGCCGAACACCCGGCGCCUGACCGUGUCAACGUGGCUGCUGCGCCAGGGCUUGAUUGACACCAGCCUAACGGCGUCUGUGGCCAACCUGCUUGCCAUCGCCAUUGAGCGCCACAUCACCGUGUUCCGCAUGCAGCUGCACACGCGCAUGAGCAACCGUCGCGUGGUGGUGGUGAUCGUCAUCAUCUGGACCAUGUCCAUAGUCAUGGGGGCCAUCCCCAGCGUGGGCUGGAACUGCAUCUGCAAUCUCGAGCGCUGCUCCAACAUGGCGCCGCUUUACAGCGACUCCUAUCUGGUCUUCUGGGCGGUAUUUAACCUUGUGACUUUUGUUGUCAUGGUGACGCUCUAUGCCCACAUUUUUGUCUACGUGCGCCAGAGGACCAUGCGGAUGUCGCGGCACAGCUCUGGGCCACGACGCAACCGGGACACUAUGAUGUCUCUGCUGAAAACCGUGAUGAUCGUGUUGGGUGCGUUCAUCGUCUGCUGGACGCCCGGCCUGGUCAUCCUCCUCCUCGACGUCUUCUGCGCCAACUGCAACGUUCUCACCUACGAGAAGUUCUUCCUGCUCCUCGCCGAGUUCAACUCGGCCAUGAACCCCAUCAUCUACUCCUACCGCGACAAGGAAAUGAGCGCCACCUUCAGGCAGAUCCUCUGCUGCCAGCGGCAGGAGAACGCCAAUGGGACGGUGGUGGAGGGGUCCGACCGGUCGGCGUCGUCCACCAACCACACGGUGCUGGGCAGUGGCGCGCACCACCACAGCCACCCCCACAGCCCCCACCACAACAACGACCACUCGGUGGUAUAAUAAGGAGGGCUGGGGAUCGUGGGGAUUAACCUGGCUCCCUGAAGGAGGUUUAUCUGUGUUGGGCAUACUGAAUGAGAGAAGAUGAACCCGAAGGUAUACGAGGACUGCCAAUAUGAUACGAACUAAAGACAGCGCGGUAAUGACUCGGAGAAAGAAUAUUAGGAGAGUGCGUUGCAGCGAGGAAGAAGAUGGCGUCUUCAAGGACUCUGAUUGGCUGUUAGUAUUUCUGCUUAGUUGUUUAUUAAUUGUUUUGAGCGUGUUGUCACGGACACCGCUGAUAUGUAUACGUAUUUAAGAGGUAUCUGUGAAAGGAAGGUAAUGCCAGUACCCCAGUGUUUUUUUUAUGUGUUCCUGUCAUUUCAUACUUCUUCCCCACAAUCCCAAUUCUUAAGAACGAGCUCAUUACAUCAGUUACACCUUACAUGCAACUUCAAAUAAAAUAGUUUUUGGAUCCAUUACCAGGGUUUUAAACUUACCAAUUUGCUUGACAUGUUUAGAGUCUUACCAAAAAUGGCCAUAAUGGAUUUUUUUUUUUUUCUUGCAUAUUCCUCAUUCAUCUUUCAACAUCAAGUGACCGUACGACCUUAACUCAUUAUUCCACUAAUCCUCUUCUCCCACUGAUAAGACUUUGCUGAUAAGGCAGUUUCUUCCCUUGGUCCAACUUAAAUACACGAGAGGUCCAGGAGCUGUUGUUUGCUCCAUCUAAGGAUUUAGAGACAAGUUGUUCCUGGGAUCUCACAAAAAAGGGCGGAUGUUUGUGGACACAGAACAGGCAGUGUGCCACAAUGUUAUGUGGAGACAAGACGAAGGUCAUCUCUGCCGAGUGUUAGCAGGCUUCGGACCAUCACUUGAAAUGUACUGAUCCGUCUGCCUCACGUGGUUCUACGCAGUUUCUCCACAAGGCCGGAUGUCAUAGCAGUUCAUCUAAUAGUUACAUAUGACAUUUAUAUUAACUGCAGAGCCAGUGAUAGAGCCUCAGUGCUAGCUUGCUCCAGUUUGCAAUUUCUCAGUAGUCAACCAUUCCUUUGUAUCAUAAUAUAUCUGUUCAUAGUUGGAAGAAAACCCAGGAGCACCAUUUCAGUUUAGAAUACAAUAAAUAUUAGCUGAAAAAAUUAUUCAUGGCAGUAUUCAUGAAGAUUUACCAAUUUUGAAUGUGCUCAUUUUCAUGUAGUUCCCUCUUACAGUACCCAAGCACCCAGGGUUAAAAAGGGAAAGUAUGUAAAUAUCGUUCCUAUUAACCAGAAACUGAUUGUCGUGUACACACUUUUUGUUAAUUGCUUCAAUGGUGUAAUUAGUGAGACGAGGUAUAUCCAUUCAAAAGUAAUAUACACUUUGUUUACAUCCCUAUCUAUCCUUAUUUGGACCUUUUUUUGCCUCCCUGCCUCCUCGCUGUCCCUCCUCAUGGCGUCUUGAACAGAGGGAUACGCCAUGUGUUUGAUGCUUUUCAUUGAUUUAAAGCUAUAUUGGAUAUGAUUUUAUGUCUGCAGACUUUAACUAACUAAAACCUCUCCUCUGCGCCAAGAUCUGAAGGAAAUUUGCAACCCGAGAACAUGAAUGCGGAAAGUGCAGAAGGAUUGGCUUGUCCACUCUGGGCUAAGAUGAUGUUUUUGUAUAGCUCAUUCUAAGGUGAAGGAAAACAAAACUAAUCUUAUUUUCAUUUUUAUUUCUUAAGUAGAGGUAAAAACGACAGUAGGUCCUCCAAACACCACACUCUUCAGAUCGGACUCAUCCGUAUCCCGGGGACAGGCGUAAUGUCUUCUAUUAAGUUUUUGUUUAUUCUAACUAGUUCAUGGACUUUUUUCACGACAACACACCAUAAAGCAUUUUUAGUUGUCUUGUUCUUUUUAAAGGGGCAUUGACCUCCACGACCUGUCCCAGUUUACGCUUGAUGAAACUCCUGUUGAAUGAUGAUAUCGUAUUUCCUCUGGCGUACUCCCCCUCCUUCUGCUAUCAACUUGAGACUCAGCUGAGGAUGACGUACGGUGCUAAAAGCCACCAGCUGAACGUUUUUUGUGGUGACUCAAAUCAAAACACAUUUUGGCCAAAAUACAUAAACGAAGCGCCAAACAAGCUCACAGAAAAGUGGGAAAACACCGCCAGAUGUUUCUGCGAAGAAAGAUGUUUGUUAGGAAUUGGAGCUGCAGCUCUGAAGUGUGUUGAAGAAUGUUUUUGUGCCUGUUUGACAAAAUGUGGCCUUUUUUACAUGGUAUAUUAAUCUGUUUUGUCCGGAAUUAUGAUUUGAUUUUCCCUUUUUUGAGCCUUUUUUAGUCUACAAAUUGUGCCUUUUCACUGAGAAAAGGUAAACAGAGAAAGCUCCAAAGUAACAAUGUUAGAUAUUUUCUUUCAAGAUAAUUCAACUACUGUACAUAACAGGCUUCAAAAGCUAACAACAGCAGCAGUGCCACUCACACACAUUAGAUAUCAUAUAUUAGCCGAACCUUCCUCAUUUGACAUUCACUGUAACCCUUUUUCUAACAAAGUAAUGCUUCAGGUGAUAUAGCAAACCAAAUUAAUUUUUUGUCUUCGUAUGCCUCUGAUUACCAGUGUGUCAUUAUUUUUAUAAACCAUUGUAAGUAUACAUGUACAGUAUGUGUGUAUAUAAAAACUAUUAUUCAAAGUUAACCACCAAAAGGAAAGUGUUUUUGUGUUUGUAAAAAGUGUGUUAUAAUGUGUCCAAUCGUACUGUAGUAUUUUUCUUGGCGCUCUUUUCUUUUGUCUUGAGCCUAAUUAGUGCAUUUCCUAUCAACUAGUCCGGUUAUUAACUAGUUUGCGACCCAGAACUACUUAUUAAGUGGUGUGUUUGAAGUGUGCCUUGUCGUGCCCAUCAGCGACGUCACGAUGUACUAAAGUAUGUUUGUACAUCGCUGCAGCAAGGAAGCUGAAGGCACUCAACAAACACAAGAUCCUCCGGUGGUUUUAACCACUUUUUGUUUGCAUAUGUUGCUAAAAACGUCUUUUUCUUUUGUUUUAUUACACAGCCUCAAAAAAUUCAAUUAGAAACAAAUCAUGAAUACAGAUGUUUUUUGUUUUUAGUGCGAUCUGGUAAAAAACAAAAUCCAAUGUGUAGACAUGUUUUGAAAUUAAGCGACAUGUCAUUCUUGAGGGCAAACAUUCUCUUGUGGGAUUUGACACAUGUCAAAACUCUGUCACUCUCUGUUAGUCCACAUGCAUGUCGGGUGAGAUAAUGUUCCUUUCCCCGCUUUAACAUGCAUGCCCUUUCCUGAAAAACAGUUUUAAUCCAUAAUAUUAACAGUUUUAUCACAGUAGAUUAGAACAAUCCUGCUAUUGUUUCCUGACUACUUCUGUCUGACUGGCAGACCCAAUGUUUGCUAUCGACGGUGUGUGUUGCACUUGACAAAUGUUGUCAUUUUCAUACCAAAAGCUGUUCGCCCCAAAGUGUGUUUGUAAUUUACUGUUCAGAGCGAAACAUUGUGUUUAAAGUUUUUUUUGUUGCCAAACCUCAGAUUUAACAACCCGUGUAACAGUAGUUUGUAGAGUGGAACAGACGUAAAUGUAUUUCUAUACCACCAAUACUGUACAUGCCGAUAUCAAUGAAUGUCCACCCCCAAGUGUUGAUAUCGCAGCAACAAUAAAAACAUGACAAA
Pungitius pungitius (ninespine stickleback) is the source of this 5025-nucleotide messenger RNA. RefSeq names its product lysophosphatidic acid receptor 1 (gene lpar1). Gene Ontology annotation, cellular component: plasma membrane; cytoplasm. Gene Ontology annotation, biological process: phospholipase C-activating G protein-coupled receptor signaling pathway; adenylate cyclase-activating G protein-coupled receptor signaling pathway; neurogenesis. The record is from RefSeq and is a predicted model, not a curated record. Bases 344 to 1420 code for a protein of 358 amino acids. The transcript is spliced from 3 exons. NCBI's taxonomy places the organism in Eukaryota, Metazoa, Chordata, Actinopteri, Perciformes, Gasterosteidae. Gene Ontology annotation, molecular function: lysophosphatidic acid receptor activity.